AUGACCAUGUUUUCUAUUACGUUUGCAAUCAUCAAACUUGUUUUCUUUUUAUUCUCUUACUCUCACAUUUCUAAUGCUAUCGAUACCAUCACCCAGCUUCAUCCACUUGCAGAUGAUGGCUCAACCUUGGUUUCAAUGGAUGGAACCUUCGAGUUGGGUUUCUUCAGCCUAGGUCUUUCACCAAACCGCUAUGUCGGAAUAUGGUACAAAAACAUCCCAGUUAGAACCGUGGUUUGGGUUGCCAACCGUGACACCCCAAUCCAAUCCAACUCUAGCAAGUUGAGCAUAAACAAAGAUGGCAACCUUGUCCUUCUAAGCCACAACAACACCAUUGUUUGGUCAACAAAAACGUCAACAAAGACCCUGAGUCCCAUUGUGCAACUCUUAGGCACUGGCAACUUGGUACUAAGAGAUGAGAGUGACAGCAAUCCUAUGAACUACUUGUGGCAAAGCUUUGAUCACCCUUCAGACACAUUGUUGCCAGGAAUGAAGCUUGGAUGGAACCUAAAGAGUGGUUUUAGUACACGUGUGUCCGCAUGGAAGAAUUGGGAUGACCCUUCAACCGGGGAUUUCACUUGGCGUGUGGAACUUGAAGGGUACCCUCAAAUGAUGAUGUGGAAAGGCACAGCAGAAUACUACCGUGGUGGACCCUGGAAUGGCCUUGGAUUCAGUAGUGCCCCUGAACUUGAAAUGGAUCCACCUUAUGUGGUUAACUUUGUGUCGAACAAUGAUGAGGUGUACUACACAUACAACCUCAAGAACAAGUCGUCAAUAUCAAGGGUUGUUAUGAACCAAACGGUUUAUGCUCGGCAACGCUACAUUUGGAUUGAGGAGGCACAAAGUUGGAGGCUUUACACUUCUGUGCCUAGAGAACAGUGUGACUAUUACAAGCAUUGUGGCUCCUAUGGGAAGUGUGACAUGGAUGAGUUCCCUACGUGCAAGUGCUUGCUCGGAUUCAGGCCAAAGUCACCCCAGGAAUGGGACACAAUGGAUUGGAGUAAGGGGUGUGUGCAAAGCCAAUCUUGGAAAUGCAGGGAGAAGAAUAAAGAUGGGUUUCUCAAGUUUAGUAGCUUGAAGUUGCCUGACACUAAGAGAACUUGGGUUAAUGCAAGUAUGAGGCUUGAGGAAUGCAAGGCUAAGUGCUGGGGAAAUUGUGCAUGUAAGGCUUAUGCAAACUUAGACAUCCGAGGUGGAGGAAGUGGAUGUGUCAUUUGGUUUGGUGAUCUGCUUGAUUUGAAAUAUGUUCCAGAUGUUGGGCAGGAUUUGUAUGUUAGAUUGGCUAUCACUGAAAUAGCAAAUCAUGACCAAAAAGAUGAAUUCAGAGAAAGGAAGGCUGUCAUCACAAGUACCAUUCCAUUGAUCAUAAUGAUAAUUUUUUUAACUAUAAGUUACUUUCACUGGAGGAGCAGAAGAAAAAUUAGAGAGUGCACCUCGACUAAAGAAAAGAAUGAUGAUGGCCAAGAAGAUUUGGAACUACCUUCCUUUGGCUUUGCUUUAAUAGCUCGUGCCACUGAUAACUUCUCAAAUGAUAAGAAACUUGGUGAAGGAGGUUUUGGACCUGUAUACAGAGGCAUGUUACCAAAUGGACAAGAGAUAGCUGUCAAGAGGCUCUCACAAAGAUCUUGUCAAGGAUUAAAAGAAUUGAAGAAUGAAGUUAUAUUCUGUGGCAAACUUCAACACCGAAAUGUUGUUAAGGUCCUUGGUUGUUGCAUUCAUGGAGAGGAAAGAUUGCUCAUAUAUGAAUUUAUGCCCAAGAGAAGUUUGGAUUCUUUUCUCUUUGAUUCUAGCAAGGGUAAAUUUCUAAAUUGGUCUAGACGCUUUCAAAUCAUAAGUGGAAUUGCUCGAGGAAUUCUCUAUCUUCAUCAAGAUUCAAGAUUGAGAAUUAUACAUAGAGAUCUUAAAUCAAGUAAUAUUUUAUUAGAUAAUGAGUUAAACCCAAAGAUAUCAGAUUUUGGCCUAGCUCAAAUAUGUGGUGAUGGUGAAAUUGAAGGGAACACGAGUAGAAUAGUUGGAACUCAUGGUUAUAUGGCUCCUGAAUAUGCCAUCCAUGGACUAUUCUCGACCAAAUCUGAUGUAUUUAGCUUUGGUAUCUUAUUAUUGGAGAUAGUAAGUGGAAAGAAAAAUCAAGGAAUUCUCUACCCAUAUCGCGAUUUUAGUCUUAUAGGACAUGCAUGGAGAUUGUGGAGGGAGGGCAUACCAAUGGAAUUUAUAGAUGAUUGCUUAAAGGAAUCAUGCACUGAAUCAGAAGCCAUACGUUGUAUUCACAUUGGUCUUUUAUGUGUCCAACAUUAUCCCUAUGAUAGACCUGACAUAACAUCUGUGGUUAUGAUGUUGAGUAAUAAUGAGAAUGCCCUGCCUUGUCCAAAGGAGCCUGGAUUUUUAUUAGAGAAGUUCUCAACUGAAAGAGUUUCUUCUUUUGGUCCACAAUCUUCUUCAAUCAACGAGACAAGUAUCUCGAUGCUUGAGCCUAGAUGAGGAAAUUAUGUUACUUCUUACCCAAAAAGGACCUUUUUAAUUGAUACAUACAUGUCUUGUACGUCAAGUUGAUGUGAAAUAUAAAUAAUUAGUUUACUUUAUGUAAAUCUUUACCAUGUUUCAAAUUGCCGGAAGCAAUGCAGCCACAAAAUUAUGAUUUUCGAAGUUCUGUUUUCCGAAGAUUACUGUUUUCUGAGUUUCACCCUAUUUUUUCUGUUAUAAAAUCUCAGAACACUCUUUCAGUGUUCUUUGAAAAGAUUUCUUGUUGAGAUGGACUUGCAACAAGUUUAACUCACUCCUGACUCCUCUGGUGUAAAUAUAUCAUGUUCCAACAGUUUUUAGCUUGUACCUUCAGGUAUAGUUUGCUAUAUAUCUGCACAUGUAUAAAUCCCUCUCCCUUACCCUACUUACUGUUUGGCACCUGGGACUAGACAGCCACACAUGGAUGCACUCAAAUCUAUAUUUUC
Cajanus cajan (pigeon pea) is the source of this 2942-nucleotide messenger RNA. RefSeq names its product G-type lectin S-receptor-like serine/threonine-protein kinase At4g27290. The record is from RefSeq and is a predicted model, not a curated record. Gene Ontology annotation, biological process: protein phosphorylation; recognition of pollen. Gene Ontology annotation, molecular function: ATP binding; protein serine/threonine kinase activity. NCBI's taxonomy places the organism in Eukaryota, Viridiplantae, Streptophyta, Magnoliopsida, Fabales, Fabaceae.